This is a messenger RNA of Saccostrea cuccullata (small rock oyster), 2606 nucleotides long. Its product is annotated as cysteine--tRNA ligase, cytoplasmic-like. NCBI's taxonomy places the organism in Eukaryota, Metazoa, Mollusca, Bivalvia, Ostreida, Ostreidae. Gene Ontology annotation, cellular component: cytoplasm. Gene Ontology annotation, molecular function: ATP binding; cysteine-tRNA ligase activity. The coding region runs from base 172 to 2502 and encodes 776 amino acids. Gene Ontology annotation, biological process: cysteinyl-tRNA aminoacylation. The transcript has 21 exons. The record is from RefSeq and is a predicted model, not a curated record.
UCUUUCAGUAUAAAUUGUAACUCCCCAAGACAUUCAAAUCAUUUGUUUUCUAAACAGGUCUUAAGUUAGUUGGUUUUUACUUGGAAAAGCAGACAUUUAUUGUUGAUAUUUUUUCCACAAUAUAUACUGUUUACUUGCUCAAGGAAAUUAUAAUUUUCAGAAUGGCACUGAAUGGCCAUUAUUAGAUCAGUGUUUGGUGUGUUAUUAAGGAAAUCAGCUAAUACUGAGGACAUCUUGAGUUGUUCCCGAUUUUUCCGCCGUUCAGCAUCUUGCUAUCCCCCUACCAGUCGGAGAGAGCAACAGAGUAACAUGACUACCAAAUCUAAGAAAGUUCAGCCACCUUGGAAAGUUCCGGAGGGGACGGAGGUGCCGAGACUGAAGCUGUACAACAGCCUGACCAGACAGAAGGAGGAGUUUGUCCCCCAGAAAGGUCGGCGUGUCCUUUGGUACAGCUGCGGCCCCACGGUGUACGAUUACUCCCACAUGGGGCACGCCCGGUCGUAUAUCUCUAUAGACAUUCUCAGGAGAGUCCUCCAGAACUACUUCAAGUACGACGUCUUCUACUGCAUGAACAUCACAGAUAUUGAUGACAAGAUCAUCAAGAGAGCUCGACAGAACUAUCUGUAUGAGGAAUACCAGAAGAAAGACAUGGCGGUGUCUAAAAUACUGGAAGACGUGGAGACAGCCAUGAAGCCUUUUUUAGCCAAAUUAGAACAGGAGCAGGACCCAGAUAAGAAAGCUAUGUAUGUCAGGAUUAAGGCCAAGGUCGAGACAGCUGUGUCAGAGGUCAAGGCCAGUCAAGAUGGAGCCAAGUCCAAAGAGAGGCUGUAUGUAGAUGGGAGAGACGUGCUUUGUGAUUGGCUGGAUAAAUUACAUGGGUCAGAGGUCACGGACAAUACCAUUUUUGCCAAGUUACCACAGUUUUUUGAAGAAGACUAUCAUAAAGACAUGGAGUCUUUAAAUGUGUUGCCUGCUGAUGUCCUUACUAGAGUCAGUGAUUAUGUCCCAGAAAUUGUCACCUACAUCCAGAAAAUCAUCACCAAUGGAUUUGGUUACGAGUCUAAUGGCUCUGUCUACUUUGACACCGCGGCCUUUGAUGCAGCUGAAGGUCACAGUUACGCUAAGAUUGUUCCCGAGGCUUACGGAGACAAGGCAGCCCUCAAUGAGGGAGAGGGUGAACUGAGUGUGUCUGUGGAGAGACAGGAGGAGAAGAAGAACUCGACAGACUUUGCCCUGUGGAAGGCCUCCAAACCUGGAGAGCCCUCCUGGGACUCCCCCUGGGGAAAGGGACGUCCAGGUUGGCACAUAGAGUGCUCAGUGAUGGCGAGCAGCAUACAAGGAGAAUCUCUAGACAUACACACAGGAGGGUUUGAUCUCAGAUUCCCACAUCACGACAAUGAGCUCGCUCAGGCUGAGGCCUAUUUCAACAACGAUCACUGGGUGAGGUACUUUCUCCAUGCUGGUCACCUGACCAUUGAAGGCUGUAAAAUGUCCAAAUCCCUGAAGAACUUCAUCUCCAUCAAGGAGGCCCUGACAAAGCACACGGCGCGACAGCUACGUCUGCUGUUCUUACUCCAUCAGUGGAAGGAUACACUGGACUACGGAGAGAACAGUAUGGAGAUAGCCAUCAGAUACGAGAAGAUGGUCAAUGAAUUUUUUCUGAAUGUGAAGAACCUGCUAAGAACCACUCCUGGCACAGGGAUAGAAGCUUUUGAGAAGUGGUCAGCAGAGGAGAUGGAGCUCAAUAACAGGUACUUUGCUACAAGAGAUGCUGUACAUGAAGCUCUCUGUGACAAUGUGAACACGAGGGCAGCCCUGGACCAUCUGAGAGAGCUGAUUGGUGUAGCCAAUAUCUAUAUGGCCAAUUCCAGGGCCGCUAACAAGGCACCCAACAGGAUGAUCCUCAAAAACAUCGCAGCUUACAUCACCGAGCUCUUCAAGGUAUUUGGAGCCAUUGAAACAGAUGAAGAGAUAGGGUUCCCUCAGUCAAGCACACAGAAUGUCAAUGUGGAAGAGACAGUGAUGCCUUUCCUGACAGCUUUUGCUCAAUUCAGGGAGGACGUUAGAACCAUCUCCAGGGAACAGAAAGCCACAGAAAUCCUGAAGCUGUGUGAUAAAUUAAGAGACGAUGUCUUACCAAACCUCGGGGUACGCCUGGAGGACGGGAUAUCCCCUCCCACCAUCAAACUGGUGGACCGGGAAACCCUGCUCAAGGAAAGGGAGGAGAAACUUAAGCAAGAAGAGUUGAAGAGACAAGAGAAAGAGAAAAGGAAACAAGAAAUGGAGGCAAAGCUUGCUCAAGAGAAGAUUCCUCCAUGGGAGCUUUUUAAGAAAGAAACGGAUAAAUAUUCCCAGUUUGAUGACAAGGGAAUUCCUACACACGACGCAGAAGGAAAAGAACUAUCCAAGGGGCAGAUAAAAAAGUUAGCCAAGCUCUAUGAAAAACAGGAGAAGACAUACAAUAAACACAUGGCAAACACCGAGAAUAAAAGUGGAUCUUAACCAGUGCUGCUCUCAUCUGACUUUAAUUUAUUGUUUUCUACAUUCAAAUCACUACAUUAAUGUCUACCUUAAACCAAUAAACUUGAGUUAAAGAGUAAUAAAAU